CAAGGCAAAGGCAUGGCAAGAGUUUAUAGCGCGGUUUCGGUUUCUGCCCGACAGUGUCUGAUGGUACAAUUAGGCUGAAUGCGUGCACUAAUACGACUCGAAGACGUCGUAACCGUGGAGGUUUGCUCGGCACGUUCGUGUUGCAGCGUUGAAUACGGCAAAAGCGUUUUGACGAUGGGCCGAACAGAGAGCGAGCCCGAGCGACUGCGAAGCGGCGUUGAGCACGUUUUGAAGGCGACCAGCUACUCCGACGAUGAUGUACAGGAGCUGCUCGAGAAAGUGCCGAAGCGAUGGCAGAGACACGGGGACUUGGUGAUCCUUAAACGGGAUGCUUUUGGCGAUCGCCGUUGGGACCCUGUCCGGGAAAGGCUAUGGGACGUCGUAUGCGAUGCCCUUCGUUGCAAGAGGCUAGCACUGUCAGGCAGGAUCACAGACGACGGACACCGGACACCCCGGGUAGAGUUGGUGCGCGGAUUGGAUGGCUGGGUCGUGCACGUCGACAACAAGAUCAAGUACACUUUUGACGUGACCAAAUGCAUGUUCAGUGCGGGAAAUAUCACAGAGAAGCUCCGGGUCUCCAACAUGGACUGCCGAAGCGAGGUCAUCGUUGACCUCUUUGCAGGCAUUGGCUACUUCACCUUGCCGUACCUUCUGCAUGCCGGAGCAGCCCAUGUGCAUGCCUGCGAGUGGAACCCUGAUGCCCUAGAUGCAUUGCGAAGGAACCUGCAGCUGAAUGGAGUGCAAGACCGAUGCACCGUCCAUGCUGGUGACUGCAGAGAGGUCUGCCCCGAAGGUGUGGCGGAUCGAGUCAACUUAGGCCUCAUCCCGUCGUCUGCCUUGGGUUGGCCGGCGGCCUGCAGGGCACUCAACCCAGAGCGCAAGAGCUGCUGGAUGCACGUCCACGAAAAUGUGGAGUCGAAGCCUGGCGCAAAAGGAUCCGAGCACUUGGAAGAGCGUGUCCAUCAGGUGUGCGCCACCAUGGCGGAUCUCAUGAGGCAGUGCCAUUCAAGUCGCAACUGGAAUGUUACGUGCACGCACGUUGAGCGUGUCAAGUCGUACGCACCCCACGUUGACCAUGUAGUAAUGGACUUGAGAUUUGAUCAGUCGAUGGCGAGCUGAAUAGCAUACCUACCUGCCGUGGUGUGGUUAACAUUGAUUACGUGCUGAAAAAAGACACCACUUGAAGAGUCUGUAUAGCUCUCCAACAUUUCAGUACCCCCACGGGAGUGUUGACUAGCUUGUCGGUCAGUGCCGUGUCAUGGUGCGCACCUGCAAAAGUAGAGAGGGUAGGCACAUGUGCAGAGCAUCUUAGUGACUGAGCGUCGUCUGCUAAGCUAUUGCAUUGAACCCAACGUAGCCCUUGCUGUUUAUCAGCUCAUUGAUCAUUUGCGUCUGCUCAGUGUAACCAGUUGCAUUGUCAUCAACCGUGCUGCCGACAAAGGAGAGCACAGCCAUGCGAGCGGCUAUCGUGAGUGGAUACUCGAUCAUCGCCUGGGCUAGCUGCAGUUUUUCUCUGCUUUGCGCACCUUCGCAUUCGCAGUGUAUAAUAAGUGUGGCCGUGGUUGCUUUCACGACGACCUCCACAUAGCUAUCGUGAGUGGAUACUCGAUCAUCGCCUGGGCUAGCUGCAGUUUUUUUUCUGCUUCGUGCACCUUCGCAUUCGCAGUGUAUAAUAAAUGUGGCUGUGGUUGCUUUCACAACGACCUCCACAUAACCAUUGUGUGCACAUGUGUGCAUUUUCGUUUGCGUUGGAAGGGGAUAAAGCUGCACGGGCUAGGCAGAGCUUAACAGAAUAGCCUGGCACACAAUGCUCAGACAAGGGUAUGCUUCGUACGCAUGUGCCUGCUGUUGCUAAUUUCAUAGGUGUGCUCCGCGACCUGGCAUCUACCGUCGUGUUCGUCGGUGGUGCUUCAAGAUCAUUAAUGUCUUGGAGACCUGUACCUACCAGCUUCCCGUUGGGUCGUGACUUGUUAUCGUAAACGGUGCCUCAAUUGUUACAUUUGCACAAAAUGCGUAAAUGUUGUGAUGUUCUAUAUUCACCUUCUGCUGAGAUGCCUGCAGGCCAUUUGUAAAAUACGCAAUAACCCCAACUUUAUGUGGAAUGUGCAGUGUUGUUUAUAUUGGUCAGUUGCUGGGCAACCGACUUGAUUAAACUGUUAUUGUGCUGGAAACUA
This is a messenger RNA of Dermacentor andersoni, 2174 nucleotides long. Its product is annotated as tRNA wybutosine-synthesizing protein 2 homolog. Gene Ontology annotation, molecular function: tRNA methyltransferase activity. NCBI's taxonomy places the organism in Eukaryota, Metazoa, Arthropoda, Arachnida, Ixodida, Ixodidae. The record is from RefSeq and is a predicted model, not a curated record. Gene Ontology annotation, biological process: tRNA methylation; wybutosine biosynthetic process. Gene Ontology annotation, cellular component: cytoplasm.